Molecule: messenger RNA, 333 nt
Organism: Staurois parvus
Lineage: Eukaryota; Metazoa; Chordata; Amphibia; Anura; Ranidae
Source: the annotation of a GenBank genome assembly
UGGGCACAGGUGGGUGGCACUGGUGGGCACAGGUGGGUGGCACUGGUGGGCACAGGUGGGUGCACUGCUGGGCACAGGUGGGGGCACUGCUGGGCACAGGUGGGUGCACUGCUGGGCACAGGUGGGUGCACUGCUGGGCACAGGUGGGUGAUCUGCUGGGCACAGGUGGGCGGAACUUGUGGGUGGCACUGCUGGGCACCGAUCAUCAGGGCACCGAUCAUCAGUGCCCUGAUGAUCGGUGCCGAUCCUCGCUCUGACAACUGCCGAUUCUCGGCAGUACUUUCCUCACGAUCUGACAGCGUGAGGAAAGUGCAGCCGAGAACCGGCACUUGC